ACUGUCUUGGCUACUAUGUGCAAAGGUUUAGAUAAAGAAACCUAUUUAAAGAUGACUGGGCGUGGCAGUGAGUGCUUGUUAGGCUGGGAAGAAGUCCUGCUGUGUCCCAUAUGGUUGAGUAUUUGAAUGUCAGUGGUCCCUGACAUGAGGGGAGAUUGAGAUAGAUUUUUAGUGCUGUGUGAAAAGAAAGAAAAUAGAGGUAAAGUACUGUAAAGCAGCCUCUGGCCAGGAGGAGUGCUUGGAUAGUGGCUAUUGUAUUAUGCCCCCCUGUCCUUUUCUCUCCCUGCCUAGCAAAGGCUCUUCAUAUUUUUGUUACCUGUCACACCUAAAAAUCAGAAAAAACUUCACAAAUUAAAUGAGGAAUGAAAGCACUUAACUAAAACUCUGCAUGUGUUUUGCCCCCUGCUUACUCCAUAAAUUCAGAAUAUGCUCUUCACCAUUGUUUGCAGGUGGCGAGGACAAUUGGUCAAUAAGUUUGUUUUGUUAACAUCUCUGCAUGUUAAAAAGGAAACUGAAUAUCAAAUAAUCAGUCUGAGUUUUCAGGAAGCUAUGACAUUGUGUGGGCGUUAGGUGCCAUGGAAACAUCUUUUGAUAGUGCAGUUGAGUGAGCUUUUGCCAUAUGACUCUGUAGCAGCAAGUGUUUACCAUAAGGAAUCUAUGUCUACCAUCACUCGGUUUCUACCUUUAGUAGAAAUCUGUGACAUUCGAGACUAAAGUUAGAAAUAGUAAAUUAACUAUCAUCACUCUCCACGUGAACAUUCUGAAUGGCUGUGGUUAAGUUUGCAUGAAUGAACAGAAGCAAUGUCUUCUGAGUGGGACAUCUGAAAAUGCAGAGCACACCAAUGCAGGUCUAACAUGGGAACAAGUGCCUCUCUUUUGGUUUGUCAAUCGCUGUCUUCAGUUAAAAUUAAGCAAGGCACAAAUAAAGUGGCACCAGAUUUCCAGCUCACCAAGAGAAGAAACAAGUUUGGUGUUCCCCUUGAGAUUCUUGCGCAAGAGGCAACACAAUGCCAAGUUCCUUUUGUUGUGACACAAAUGGUGGAAUACCUAGAAAUGUUUGGCCUGGAUCACGUAGGUCUAUUUCGAAUCGGUGGCUCAGUGAAUAAAAUCAAAGCACUGAAGCAGAAGUAUGAUCAAGGUGAGAAGGUGGACCUCAUUAAUGAUGGUGACAUUGAUUCUGUUGCAAGCAUCCUUAAACUUUUCCUCAAGGAGCUUCCAGUGGCUGUUUUCCCAGACAACUUACAGGCUAACCUUCUUAAAACCUUUGAAGAUAAUAAGAACCACAUGGCUGAGUGUACACGAUAUCUGAAAAGGUUAUUAAGCAGCCUGCCUAAGGCCCAUUACAGCCUUUUCCAGUUCCUCUCUACCUUUCUGUUGAAGGUGGCAUCACACAGUGAAAUGAAUCACAUGACCCUGGAAAACCUUGCCAUUGUAUUUGGGCCCACCCUUUUCCAAAUUCCUUUCAGUCCUUUGGCUCAUGAAAAACAAAUGCUUUGUAAUGCACUCCUGCUGUAUUUGCUCCAGAACUAUGAGAUGCUAUUUACAGACUCUGACAGCCAUUUGUCACGCACACAAGGAGACAACACUGAGAAAAACAACCGAGAGGACGCAGAAAGAACCAGUUACAAGUUAAGCAUUCAGGAUCAUUCCUUCAACAAUACAGCAUUAGCAGAGUGUGAAGAGGAUACAGAGUCUGUACAUGAAGACCAAGCAGCAAACUCCAUCCACAGAGAUGAAAACAACAAAGAAAACUAUCCCAACAAUACUACAGUCUUAGAGGACAGCCAGCCAGCGUUACAAGACACCCAGCAGCACGUGGAACAGACAGCCCAUGACUGCACACUACGGGUUGGAAUGGGCAACUUAAAAUUAAGAAAGCCCAAAACCAUUGCAAAACUAGAAAAUGGGAAAAACCAUGAAGAAAGUCAGGAGAAGGAGAAUGUAUUGCCAGGAUUCUCAGAAUGUCAGGGGAAAACAGGAAUGUCUGCUAAUGACUACACCCAGAACGUGGCUUUCAGAUGCCAGGAAACAGUCGUAAACCUUCAACCAAGAAUAGAUCAGUGCGCAUUUCUUUCACCAAAGGAACCUACUGAACAACUGCAGAAUUUAAAUGAGAAUUCUGUGUUAAAGCUACAAGCCCUUGAAUCUGACUUGUGCUCUGCAUUUUUGCCAACCCAGGAAGAAACUCCUCAGCUACAGGCUUUCAGGGAUCCUCCAGCCCCUUCUUCAAUUCAAUCCAGUGUGCAAGCUGAUGGGGCCAGUUGUGGAGAGCCUGUACCAGCCCAUAGAGACUGGCAGAGUGAUGCAGACAACGGCCCAGAAGAUCAUCGCUCCUUAGGGACCAGUAGACUACUAUAUCAUAUUACUGAUGGAGAUAAUCCCCUUCUGUCACCACGCUGCUCAAUCUUUAGUCAAAGCCAGAGAUUUAAUUUAGACACAGAAUCGGCCCCUUCCCCACCAAGUGCUCAACCUUUCAUGAUGCCAAGAAGUUCUUCCAGGUGUAAUUGUGAGGACUGCAAAGAACCGCAGACAGUAAUGCAACUUACCAAACAUCUUCAAAGUCUGAAGAGAAAAAUCAGGAAGUUUGAAGAAAAGUUUGAAGAAGAAAAAAAAUAUCGGCCUUCACAUGGUGACAAAACUUCCAAUCCUGAAGUCCUGAAAUGGAUGAAUGACUUGGCUAAAGGUCGUAAACAGCUCAAAGAGCUUAAACUCAAAAUGUCAGAAGAGCAAAAUUGUACCCCUAAAGCACCCAAAAGAAUUGUGCAGCAGGAGAGCACUGGAAUAUAUAAGGAGACCAGGAAGCAAGAAGCAGCAAGUACUGAACCAAGUCCAUCCGUCGAAGAAACCAUGGAUAUCGUAAUGAAGCGAUUAAAGGAGAAAAGACAACAGCUUAACCUCCCUGAGACUAUAAAGGAUAUGACAAAAAAGCAAAUGGCUUUGGAAAAAAUCAGUCUUCAGAAAUGUCUGCUAUAUUUUGAGAGUAUUCAUGGACGACCUGUAACUAAACAAGAGAGGAGUCUUAUGAAGCCUCUUUAUGACAGAUACAGAAUUAUCAAGCAACUUCUCUCGACACCAUCUUUGAUUACAACAAUUGAGGAAGAAGAUUCAGAUGAAGACCGUUCUCAAAGCAGCCAUGAAUUAUCAUCCAGUCCGGCAUCUAACAUUCCUGUAGAUGACUAUCUUUGUUGCUCAGAUGAGGAGAAUGAGCCUGCAAUUGUUUCACCUCUGGAUGAAAAAAAGGCAAUCAAACAACCAGCCCUGUCUCUGUCCAAUUUACAUGAGGCCACAAUGCCUGUGCUUCUUGAACAUCUCAGAGAAACAAGAGCUGACAAGAAAAGGCUUCGCAAAGCUCUGAGAGAAUUUGAGGAACAGUUCUUUAAACAAACAGGAAGGAGUCCGCAAAAGGAAGAUCGCAUACCUAUGGCUGAAGAGUACUCUGAAUACAAGCACACGAAAGCCAAACUCAGGCUCUUAGAGGUUCUCAUCACUAAGCAUGAUGUCUCUAAAGCAAUUUGAAGUCAAUGAAAUACAUAGCUAGUGUUUGCUAGCAAAAACCAAAACAAACAAAUAAUUUUACAGGUCUGGGUCUUUCUGCACAGUUAUUAGAUACACUGAGAAUCUGAUGCACUUUAAUAAUCUUGUUAACUGAGACUAGGAGAGGAUGGCAAUGUGUGUAAGAGUAUGUAAACGGGAGGGAGUGAACUAUAUUUUUCCUUUUGGAAUAGCCUUAAUGUGCACUAUGAUAAUGUUAGAAGUUAAGGGACACUGUAAAGUUGUUUCGGCCCUUAAUCUUAAAAUUUAUAAACCAUUAGGGCAUGCCCUCCAGAUUCUAAAAAUAAUCAAAAAUCCACCACUCUGUCUCACUCAAAAGCAGUAUAAUCCACUAUUUCUGUAGGCAAAACAACUUAGAACAUCAUAUGUUAACUAAAAACCUGUAGACCAAAUUCUACCCUUAGAUACAUAGGUGCAAUUCCCAUUGGCUUCAAAGAGAGGUGCAUAUACAUGGACAAAAUUGGGCCCUGAAUUCUUGGAGUCAAGUAAAUUGAGGCUGCUGGAGAAAAAGAAAGUGGUAAAAUAACUGCCAAAUGCAAUCACAGUUUUUGCAAAUGAGAAAACAUCUAUUUGGCAAAGCAACAAGGACUCAGUGGUUCGGGAAGGAAUGCUUGUUUCAGGUUUGCCAAAGGGAGUAUAAGACAAUGUAAAGGCACUAGGUGCUGGCCUGUUAAAUAUGGUUGGCAGUACUUUUAUAGUACCCUAAACAAAAUUCAGUAAAAUAAAUUGAUCAUACAAUUGAUUUUUAGUUCUGUAUUAAACUUAGCACUUUAUUUUGCCUGAUGCUAUAAAAUUUUGCUUUUCUGACUACCAAAGCUUGUUUGGAAGCAUGCACUUUGUAAAAUGUUAAAGUAUUUCCUGUGUUAGAUAUCUAUAUUAAAAUAAUGAGGAGAAUAGUUUAUUGUAUUCUGACAAGAUAUUUUGGAUAGAUAAAUGUAUGCAGUAUAUAAUUGAAAGUCAUGGUUGUGAGAUGAGGAACUCUGGCUGCCUUGCUUCCUAAAAAUAAGACUACACAAAUAUUUUUCUGUUGGAAUUAUACAUCCUUCAGCACACCCCACUUUGUAAUGUAAAGGGAUUUUCCUCACUCUUGUGACAGAUCAUUUCUGAGUAAAGUGCAAUAUUUCACAGAAGGAUUGUCAGCAUUUUGUAUUUUUCAUUACAAAUCAAAGACAGAUAAUGGGAAAAUGUCUAUACCAAACAUGAAGGAAGAGCUUGAAAGGGAAAUUGUUGCAUCAUGUUUAGUGUUUUGUUUAAAUUGCCAUUUUGUAUUAACUGCAUAUAAGCCACCUGUUUUGCUAUCUUAAGGAAAUGUUCAUUUUCUGAAGUCUAUUAUAUACCAACCACGUUUGUAUUUAAUGUUUCAGCAUGAUUUUAAGUAGUACACAUUUUCAAAUGGUUUGGAGGAAAAAGUGUGACCACUACACAAUGUGGAUUUUUUUUUUUUAUUUCUAUGAGGUUUGCUGUUUCACUGUAUUGACUUGACAAUUUAUAACUUUUAUGAAUCAGAAUGAUCUCCUUUCUAAAUCUGUUUAAUUAAAGUAAUCUAAGAGCAACAGGAACAGAUACACAACUAUUUGAAGUUUACAAACUACAUCUUUGAUAAGGGAAAAUGGUUUCAUGACAUAUGUAUACAAUUGCUAUUAAAAUGUACUCUAUAUAUUCUAUAUGAUUGUAUAAUAUUUUAUACAACAGUACAAAUAAAAUAUUUUUCUAUUAUA
Molecule: messenger RNA, 5270 nt
Organism: Chelonia mydas (Green sea turtle)
Lineage: Eukaryota; Metazoa; Chordata; Testudines; Cheloniidae
Gene: FAM13C
Product: family with sequence similarity 13 member C
Exons: 21
Coding region: 856-3516 (886 amino acids)
Biological process (GO): signal transduction
Source: RefSeq, a predicted model, not a curated record